AUGUCUUCUUUACUCCCACUCAAGACCCGCAUCUCACCUCCUCUAGGCGCUGGUCCCUCUCUCGCCGAGGGCGGUGAUCACCUUCCUGGCAACCUCACCUCGGCUCUUGAGUAUGCUUCCAAAAGACUCCAGAGGAAAGGAGCAAAAUUCACUCUACUGGUCAUCCGCAAGGACUAUCAGCUUCCGACCUCUCCACUCGGAUCCCCGUCCGCUCAGUCCUUCUCAUGCGGCAGCACCCCUUCCUCCUCGACUUCCAACUCGGUGGCCAGUACCCCAGCCAAGCCCACCUUUGCUCACGCAUUCAAGCAAUUUGUUCGUGGGGACACCGGUCCGAUCAAGGAGAGGGUAAUCAACAUCAACACGGACUACCGCUACGGAGCCACCUCGCCCACAUUUUCAGAAGCCUCCCUCACUUCAGCCUCGACAGCAUCAACAGUCGAUUCCGUCUUCACUAAUCACCGCGGCCGGGUAGGACAAGCACGAUGGCCACUCAGCCCGGGCGCCGCCCAAGCGCCCUCGGUGCCCUUAACGCCUGCAUCCAUCACCUCCUCCAUGGCUGCCGGUGACAACAACAUCAACACCACCUGCCUCCCCAGCGCCGGUCUCCACGCCACCCGCGGCUUCGGCCCCGCCCUCCUGCAAAUCCCCUCACCCACAUCCUCAGAAUUUGGCAUUCGCCUCGUCCAUGCUAUCCCGCUCAGGGAAAAAGAAGACAAGCUCCUCUCCUCCACUCUCGAAAAAGCCGCCAAGAAAUUCAACAUCUCCCCCUCCUCCCUCCCACCACCCAUCCCUGCCUCGACACUUGGCCUGCCGCCCGAGCUUCUCCACCGCUCGCUCGCCCAAAACGAAGUCCUCUUCGGCCCUUCCUCCUCUUCCUCUGGAGCAGCGGGUCUCCGCCUCCUUUCACUUGACCACUUGUACACCUUUCGUUCGGCGCUGCAGUGCUACACCCGGACGGUGAACCACAAGCCAUCAGUGUCAAGGUCAAUUGCGCAUCGCAGGCUGGAAGAUGCCGUGGAUGAGUUGCGAAGGUUGGUGCUGGGGAACGGAUGCCAGAAACUCAAGAAGAGUUGUCUUGUAGGCGCGUAUGCAAGGUUCAUGGACCCGGUUAGUGAUCGUAGCCUGGAGGAGGUGGGGAGGAUGUAUGGAAGAGCGUAUGGAAGAAGGGAUCAUACAGGUGGGCGGGACGUGAGAGAGAUGGGGUGGGUGGAUGAUACAGUUGAACGGGUGGAGGGAGUGGUGGAAGGGGUGUUUGAAUUGAUGGGGGAUAUUGAGAUGCCGCCGCAAGUAACAAAGAAGGAGAAACCGUUACCGGCGGCCCCGGUUUCUGAGAGGUGGGUUGGUCCUUACUAUUAUGGUGGGGACGAAAAGGCGGUUAUGGUAGCAGAGGAGGACAUUGAUCUAGACGAAAUCGACAUGAUGGACGAGAUUGAUCUGGAGAGCAAGUUGGAGAUGGACGACAUCGAGGCUUGGUACCGCAAUGUCCAGAUUGGUGUAGGACAAAUCGGUGUGGGAAGAGAAGUGCGGAUGGUCAACGUCAACGGAGCUCAACAGCAUCGCCAAGUCCAGCCACCACGAGCGGCUGUUCCCAUCUCAACCGUCGACAUCAACGUUGGCGAUGACAUCGACGACAGAACCCCCACCCGCGAAGUCGAGCGCGUUGUUACCGAGAUGCAAGAACUGCACCGCAACACUCCCCGACUCUCUCCAGCACCUCCCGGCCGAUCAGCCAGACCAAAUAUGCUCGCGGGCCUCAAGCUCCAAACCACAUUUGACCCCAAGCCGCCAAAACCAUCCAAGAAGAAGUCACCGCGACACCUUGCUCCCCCCAGCCCAGCCCGCCAGUCUGACCUCGAACUGACCACUCCCAUUCGUGUCCAACGCACGCUCGCCAAGAUGGAACUCGAAGUGGUCAUCCCUCCCACUAAGCCCAAGCGCGGCGGUUUCAUCUACAACAAUCUUUCUCCUCUUGAGAGAUCGCCCAAAUCGCUAUCGCAAACCUCAUCCCCUUCCACCGUUGUCCAAGGCCAACAAUCUCCCCUAUCCGACUUCGACUCUCCAUCAACAGUCAUCAAUUCCAAUUCCACCAAUCAAUCCCCCUCCUCAUCCUCUUCCUCGUCCCCAUCAGAAGAAGAAGAAGAAGAAGAAGAAGAACACACCGCCCGCCCACUCGAUUCUCCCCGUACCGCCCUGACAGCAACAAGAAUCAACAUCUGGCUUCCUCGCUCAUCAGGUAACACACUAGAUGAGAUCUUGCACAAUGGCGGUAGCUCCAGCUCCAGUCACCUUGCGAGCUCAGAUGUCGACGAGUCCGACUCUGACAACGAGAGAUGGGAAGUGUCGCCGGGUGGUGGGCGGUAUAAUCGGCUCGGUAACCGACUGGGUCCGAUGACGCCGAAUGGCUAUGAUGAUAUUAGCCCGAUUACAAGGGGAGAGUGGGGAUUCUUAAUGGAUGUUGGGGGCGCGAGAGGUGUGGGUGGGUUGGCGAGGAGGGCGGGGGUUGAGGCUUGGUGAAUUUUCUUGGACCAUGUGGGUUUGGAGUUUUAUUUUUGAGUGGUUCGAUUAUGCCAAGGGAUAGCGAAGAGGGGAGAGAUGUGGUUCACUGGGGAUGGAUGCUUAUGACUCUUUGGCUUCUUACUCUCGUUCUUUGAUACCAACUUAUGAAUAUCAACUUUUUGUUUCUAAAUCUAAAUGACCAUGGAGCUGGCUUGUUUUGAUCAUGUUGAUUGUGAGCUGCAAGUGUUCAUCGAACUAGGUUGGUUUCUAGUGAUAUGACAAAGGUAUACCCAAUUAU
This is a messenger RNA of Neurospora hispaniola, 2794 nucleotides long. RefSeq lists its product as uncharacterized. The record is from RefSeq and is a predicted model, not a curated record. Lineage: Eukaryota; Fungi; Ascomycota; Sordariomycetes; Sordariales; Sordariaceae. Bases 1 to 2514 code for a protein of 837 amino acids. The transcript has a single exon.